Molecule: messenger RNA, 7613 nt
Organism: Dromaius novaehollandiae (emu)
Lineage: Eukaryota; Metazoa; Chordata; Aves; Casuariiformes; Dromaiidae
Gene: PRDM15
Product: PR/SET domain 15
Exons: 25
Coding region: 3141-6683 (1180 amino acids)
Biological process (GO): regulation of transcription by RNA polymerase II
Molecular function (GO): DNA-binding transcription factor activity, RNA polymerase II-specific; RNA polymerase II cis-regulatory region sequence-specific DNA binding; protein binding
Source: RefSeq, a predicted model, not a curated record
GCGGGGGAGCGGCGCCGCCGCCGCCGCCGGUCGGUCUCACUAAGCUGCUCCUCGUUUAGCAGAAGCCCCUCGGCGAGGCAGCGGGGGUCACUGCACGGCGUGAUCAAACCGGGAGAGGAUGGGGUUAGGAGGAAGGUUUAAUAAUUAUGUAUUGCAGCUGAGUUGCUUGGCAGGACAGCUCAUUGGAGAGCCUGUUGGCCCUUCUGUUUUAAUUCCCUUUAUACGUGCGUGCCUUCUGGAAGAAGGUGUGGUGCAUUGAUUACGUUACUAAAAGGAAAAUCCCUAGUCUGCAAUGCUUCAUAAACAGAAUUUUUCUGCAGUGCACUUGUUUUCUGCUCGUAUACAUUAAACAAGCUUUACGUGUGCUUUAUUCACACCAGGCGUGGUGAAUGUGACUGUAGGAAAUGUUUGAAGAAUAGGUGGUAUAAACUCAGUAACUGCUUUAUUAAUCUGUGCUCCCAGCGGCUGGAUGUAACCAUGGAGCCCUCCAUUUCUCAGCAAUAAAUAGUAGAACUGUAAUAAUUUAUUAUAAAUAUAAGGCCUUACUGUACAAAAUAUUCCAGAAUGUAUUCUCUAGUUAUUUUGAACAGUAGUAUGAACAAAUCAGACUACAUCAUGAAGCAGACAAAGCAUGUUUCGUAGUGCAUUCUGCCUGCGUGCCUGUAUUUGUCAUACCCAUCCAACUUGUGGUGUUCUCAGGUUAGUUAUUCACGCUAGUAGAAGUCCACCGUAAGGAUUUUAGGGGAAAAUUUAAGUAAGGAGAAAGGGAAACUUUUUUAUUUGAUAACCAACAGGAUAAAAUUAAAUUCAGUUUUUAGGAACUAGGUUUUUUUUUUUGAUUCUUACCUAUUUUUUAAAUCCAUUUGUGAGCUCAAAGUUAUGCAACUUGCCACUGGAACCUGAUUUUCAGCAUUUUACUAGAAGAAAAUACGCUUUUACACCUGGUCUUACAUUUUCAGAUAACUUACAGCUUGAGUAGUUACAUAACACUAAUACUACACAUGAUACUGUGCAGAUACCUAUGAUGAGUUUUAAAGUUUCUGGAGGCCCAUUGUUGCAGUUGGAGUUUGCUCACUCAGUUAUAUGUUCAGCUCUCAGGCACAAAAUCACUCAGUUAAUUACACAAACAGAAAAUUCUGGUUUUCUGCUCUUUUUCUGCAGCCAGAAUUAGGCUUUGUACCUGUGGUCUAGUUUCUUUACAGCUUUUCACCUGAUUAUUCGCUGCUUAAUGAUUGCUGUCUGUUUUAUAUGAAAGUAUCUGGAAUUCCCAUAAGCUUUGAUUACCUCUGCGAGACAAGAACAUAAUCAUGUGCAAUAGGAUGAGUGACUUAAUGGAAUGUUUUUUUCUUAUAUAAGGGCUUAAAAAGAAAAAAAAACCACGCAGGCAUGGACCAGAACAGAUCAGUUCAGAGUAAAAAAUUCUGGAGUCUGUCUUUAGUACCAUCGUGUGAGCUGAUGUGACACUCCAUGACUGAGUUUACCAGCUGGAGCAUGUGGCAUGAUGACACUUAUUUCAAAAACUCUUGGGAAAUACAUUUGAAAUUUGUGAGGAGUUUUGUGAUCUGUGGGUGAAAAUUAUUACGUCCGCAAAGCAGAACUGUUAAACCCACCUUUGGGGUUGUCCUCCCUUUCUUACGCUUCCUGUAAAGUAGGAAGGAAAAAAAAAAAAAAGACCAUGAGGAUUUAGUAACAGGGUGGAAAUACUAAUGCAAGGUAGUCCUCUUUUUGCACCUGCAUGUUGGACUGUUUCCCUUAGCACAUACACUAUGUUGGCCCCAGAGCAUCUGUGUACACAGCACUUUUGGAUGUAUUUGAUACGUAAUAUUAUCUGUUCCUGUUUUUUUCAGAGGUCAUUGUGCUGACAUGGGAAAGAUGUCUGACGAAGCAGAAAUCAUUUGUUAAGUAGAAAAUAAAAGUACUUGUUUACAAAAAUGAAAAUUAAGCUAAUCCAGAUAAUAACUGAGAUUUAGUGUCCUUAUCAACUGAGUGAGGUAUGUUUGAGGGACCUUUACAGUUCCUCUCCAUCAUCCUGAACACUAUUUAUGUUACUGUGAUUCCUCAUCUCCUUUACCGUUAUUGUCAUCUUCUGGCUCCUAGAACAAGAUUGACGUAGCUGCUUCUGUAAUGCCGUAUGUCAUUAUUAUUAACUAAGAUAUUUCUAGAGUCAAUCUGCUGUUCGUGAAGAGUGCUGCACAGAGAAUAGUACUAGAAGGCAAAUACCUUUGAAGAGCAGGUUACACAGGAGUAUUAGGGAUCUUGCUGCACUUGCACUGUCCGUCUUCCUGCGCCUACCAUGUGUCUGAACUAUUGACCAGGGAUCGUAUUUAUUAAUUCAGCCAUAUUUAGGGUGACAGUCUUGUCAGGACAAAAACUAAAAAUAACUGGACAUACAGCUUUUCCUUGGAAUAGUGCAGACCAUCCACAAAACAUCUUUGUUAAAAAGCAAAACAAACCAUUUUUGACAACAACCUAUGACACACUUUCCAUGGCUUGUCUUGUACCAGCAUACUCUGGGGUUCCCUGAGUACCUGUUUCACUGUUUACAGUGCUUUCAGGGAAGGAGCUUUUGGGAAAUUCCCUGAAUUGUUGCUUGUUCCCAGCAUGGGGCUUUUGUGGUACUUUUGUAUAAAUGUCUAGUCCCCAAAAGUCAUAGCCGAGGAAGGCUUAGCUUUUCACCACAGAGGAGCAGUGCAAGCCAUUUACCCAUGAAACAGGUGUUACGAGAGGUUGCAGUGAUGUGAAAUAGAUUUGAGGAGGACCGUACUUGGGACAGGGUUGCCAAGGCACGCCAGGGUGCCCUGACUCUGUGCCCAAAAGCCUCCCUUGGCUGUUGCCCAGGUAACUGAGCAGCAGUAUCUGCUGCUGUGACCAGGAGCCGUGUACUCCUGUUAGUUGGCAUGCUGGCCUUACACCCAGCCUAACUCCGUGCGACGGUGGAUUGUGCCUUGCUAAUUGAGACCAGUUUAUGCUUUGACAAAGGAAGCUGUUUACUACUUCUGGAGGCUUGAGCUGGAGGGGAACGUCAGUGCAGCUGACAGCCUUGCAUCAGACCCUGCAUCCUGACAUGCCCACGAGUAGGUGCCGUAGUGGCUUUAGCCACAGACUUGGCAGAAGUCUGGAGUCGGGCGUAGGUUUAAAAAAUGGCAGAAGAUGGCAACGAUGAGACUAUGUUUAUCUGGUGCGAAGACUGUGGGCAGUACCAUGAUUCAGAGUGUCCUGAACUGGGCCCAGUGGUGACAGUAAAAGACUCCUUUGUAUUGAGCAGAGCCAGAUCAUCUCUGCCUUCCAAUUUGGAGAUAAGACAACUGGAAGACGGGACUGAAGGCGUAUUUGCCCUGACGCAGCUAGUGAAACGUACCCAGUUUGGCCCAUUUGAAUCCAAGAGAGUUGCCAAACUGGAAAAAGAAUCAGUUUUUCCCCUGAAGGUGUUCCAGAAGGAUGGGCCCCUAGUGUAUUUUGAUACCUCAAAUGAAGAUGAUUGCAACUGGAUGAUGAUGGUGCGGCCAGCCACUGAAUAUGAACAUCAGAAUUUAACUGCCUUCCAGCAUGACAAUGAUAUUUACUUCACCACCUCCCGGGACAUUCCACCAGGAACUGAGCUGCGAGUGUGGUAUGCAGCUUUUUACGCCAAAAAAAUGGAAAAGCCAGUGCUGAAGCAGGUCGCUAGUAUUGCCAAUGAUAUGUGCCUGGUAGUAAUGGAAUAUGAUAAAGAAGGGAACAAAAUCUCUUCAAAGCCUUCAUCUGCUGUCUUCCCUCAUAAAAAAGCAAAGAAAUCCAGCAUACCAGUAGCUGACAUAGCAGUGAACACUCCAGAAGGCAGUAGAGCUGCAGAAGCAGAGUCCGGCCAGUGGACCUGUAAAGUGUGUUCAUCUGCUUUCCAGGAGCCUCAGCUGCUGACAGAGCACUUGCUGAGUCACCUGGAACAAGCCAAAGGUGCCCCCCAAACAAGCCAAAAUGAGGUUGUUCCAGAGAAAGCAACGGAGGCUCCCCCUGUGGAUCAGACCACGAUUUGUGAUAAAGCUACUAGUGCCAGUGCAGACUCAAGAAGGAAGGCCAGACGGGGAAGAAAGCCAAAAACAGCAAAAACAGAAGCACCCCUUGUCAUUGUUGAAGAGGAAGAUCCUGCAGUGGAACGGGUAGCUGAAAUUGUAACUGAGGUCCCACCUGAUGAGGUAGCCCUACCUUCAGCUGCAGAAGAGAGGAUUAUGGAAUUGGUUUUAGGAAAGAUGCCUAGCACCACAAAUAGCAUCAGUUCAGUGACAAAUAGGUUUGCUCAUCACCAAAACACCAUGUCCCUCAAAAGAAGUUUAAUUCUCUCUAGUAGACAUGGUAUACGUCGGAAGCUGAUAAAACAACUUGGGGAGCACAAACGAGUCUAUCAAUGCAGUAUCUGCAGUAAGAUCUUCCAGAACAGCAGCAACCUCAGCAGGCACAUCCGUUCUCACGGUGACAAACUAUUUAAAUGUGAGGAAUGCGCAAAGCUAUUCAGCCGUAAAGAGAGCUUGAAGCAGCAUGUUUCAUACAAGCACAGCAGGAACGAAGUUGACAGUGAGUACAGAUACAAGUGCACCACGUGUGAAAAGGCCUUUCGGAUAGAGAGUGCAUUGGAAUUCCAUAACUGCAGGACAGACGACAAGACAUUCCAGUGUGAGAUGUGCUUCAGAUUCUUUUCUACAAACAGUAAUCUCUCAAAACACAAGAAAAAGCAUGGAGACAAGAAGUUUGCAUGUGAAAUCUGCAAUAAGAUGUUCUACCGGAAGGAUGUCAUGCUGGACCAUCAAAGAAGACACUUGGAAGGGGUGAGGCGUGUCAAAAGAGAAGACUUUGAGCACAGCACGGAAAACAUGGUUCGCUACAAGAAGGAGCCUUCAGGAUGCCCUGUGUGUGGGAAGGUGUUUUCAUGUAGAAGCAAUAUGAAUAAACAUCUUUUAACACACGGAGACAAGAAAUACACCUGUGAAAUCUGUGGACGUAAAUUCUUCAGGGUGGAUGUGUUGCGAGAUCAUAUUCAUGUCCAUUUUAAGGACAUAGCACUAAUGGAUGAUCACCAGAGGGAAGAGUUCAUUGGUAAAAUUGGAAUCUCAUCAGAGGAAAACGAUGACAACUCUGAUGAAAGUGCAGAUUCUGAGCCUCACAAGUAUAGCUGCAAAAGGUGCCAGUUAACUUUCGGCAGAGGGAAAGAGUAUCUGAAGCACAUAAUGGACGUGCACAAGGAGAAAGGCUAUGGCUGUAGCAUUUGUAAUCGACGUUUUGCCUUGAAGGCAACCUACCAUGCUCACAUGGUCAUUCAUCGGGAGAACCUACCUGAUCCUAACGUGCAGAAAUACAUCCAUCCAUGUGAAAUCUGUGGAAGGAUAUUUAACAGUAUAGGGAAUCUGGAAAGACAUAAGCUUAUACAUACAGGUGUAAAAAGUCAUGCUUGUGAACAGUGUGGCAAAUCAUUUGCUAGGAAAGACAUGUUAAAAGAACACAUGCGAGUCCAUGAUAAUAUCAGAGAAUACUUGUGUGCAGAAUGUGGCAAAGGAAUGAAGACAAAACAUGCACUUCGGCACCACAUGAAACUUCACAAGGGGAUUAAAGAAUAUGAAUGCAAGGAAUGUCACCGAAAAUUUGCACAGAAAGUGAAUAUGCUGAAGCAUUACAAAAGACACACAGGAAUCAAAGAUUUCAUGUGUGAGCUCUGUGGGAAGACAUUCAGUGAGAGAAACACAAUGGAGACUCAUAAGCUGAUUCAUACAGUAGGAAAACAGUGGACAUGUUCAGUUUGUGAUAAGAAGUAUGUCACUGAUUACAUGCUCCAGAAGCAUAUCCAACUCACUCAUGAUAAGGUAGAAGCCCAGAGCUGUCAGCUGUGUGGGACAAAGGUUUCUACCAGAGCAUCCAUGAGUCGACAUAUGAGGCGUAAACAUCCCGAGGUUCUUUCAGUGAGGAUUGAUGAUUUAGAGCAGCUGCCAGAAACUACCACCAUUGAUGCCUCCUCUAUUGGGAUUGUUCAGCCGGAAUUAGCCUUGGAACAGGGAGAGUUACCAGAAGGUAAACAGCAUAUGAAAGCUCCUAAACGUGGCCAGAAACGAAAGCAAAAGCCAGGUGACGAGGAGGAAGCUCAAGUGCGUGAGGAUCCUGCCUUCAGUGAAUACACAGAGAAGGAAGCAGAAUUCACAGGAAAUGUUGGAGAUGAGACUAAUUCAGCGGUACAGAGCAUUCAGCAGGUGGUCGUGACCCUCGGCGAUCCAAAUGUCACAGCCCCUUCCAGUUCUGUUGGGCUGACAAAUAUCACUGUUACCCCCAUUACUACGGCAGCUGGAACCCAAUUCACAAACCUGCAGCCAGUGGCUGUGGGCCAUCUCACUGCACCUGAACGCCAGUUACAGCUGGACAACUCAAUUCUCACCGUGACGUUUGACACUGUCAGUGGUUCUGCUAUGCUGCACAACCGCCAAAAUGACAUUCAGAUCCAGCCGCAGCCAGAGGCAGCCAAUCCUCAGUCUGUGGCCCAUUUUAUAAAUCUGACCACCUUGGUGAACUCCAUUGCUCCUCUAGGGAACCAAAUAACAGAACAGCAUCCUCUGACAUGGAGGGCAGUGCCUCAAACUGAUGUCUUGCAGCCCCAGGCGCAGCCAACGCAACAGCAGUCAGGACAGCAGCAGGUUCAAACAGAGCAACAACAGAUGUAUAGCUACUAAUUUAUACUUGAAAAACAUUUGAAAUGAACAGUACUUAGAGACAAAAACACACAAACAUUUGGAAAAUUUCUAAUAGGAUCGUUUGCUGGAUACCAAACAGAGAUGUGAAAAUGUUUAUACAAUGAAAUGUAAGCUAAAAUUGGAAUAGCACCCUGCAACACCCAAAUCUCGAGAUUCUCACACUGUCUCUAGACAUUGCACUGUCUUUAAAGAAAAAAAAAGAAAAAGGAAAAAAUCUCACCCUAAAUUUAGCACCCCCUUGCACUGUGUAUUUUGUGCAGUAAGAUUGAGAUAUGACAGAAGCAUCACAAUACAUCUUAAUCAAAGCAGGGAAAUCCUAAAUAAUAUGGCAGUGGUGAUUUACAAAACCCUUUUAGCCAUAACAUGUCACUUCUUUCCAGUCUGGAAAUUAAAUAUGGAGACCUUGUUCACAGUGAGCUGGGAUGCACUCGUGGUCACCUUGUAGAGACUGAAAUGUAAAGACACAAAUGGGCAAAACAGUAGUUGUUUUUUUUCUUCUUUAGGUCUUGUAUCUAACAACGUUGGUAAAGUAGGUGGAGGUUGGGGCUUGGGGGUGGGGAUGAGUGUGGUGUGGAAGAAAAUGUACCCAAUUUCACAAACUAUCCAUUUUAGUGAUGGGAAAAACCCUGUACCCAUAACACAGUGUUAGUACUACUUGAAUCAGAUAGCCGGUCUAAUGCUAAAGCAACUUUAAUGGUCUUCUAGUCAAGUUUGAUUCAAAACAGUUAUGAAGUGAAACCAGAAUGUGAUACAAUUUUAUGUAAUUUUUCAAAACUGCUCUUUCGAUAUUGCUUUUAGCUAAUAGGCCUGAAGAGCAAUCAGUCCCUUUUGAUCAAGUUCAGGAUGUGAAUUUUUAUCAAUUAGUCUUUCAUUGUGUAAUAAACAUUUGAGAAAGCAUUUUUAUAUAUA